Molecule: messenger RNA, 495 nt
Organism: Staurois parvus
Lineage: Eukaryota; Metazoa; Chordata; Amphibia; Anura; Ranidae
Source: the annotation of a GenBank genome assembly
AUGGCGGCGGAGGAGAAGGAUCCUCUGAGUUAUUUCGCGGACUAUGGGAGCUCGGAGAGCAGCAGUGAGGAAGAGGACGGGGAUAGGAAGGGAAGGGCGGCGGAGGUGAAGAGGCCGCCCCCAGCACGCCGCCUCCCCGGACCUGAUGAGCUCUUUCAGACUGUUAGCCGCCCGGCCUUCCUGUCCGCCCCUUCCAGCUCCACCAUCAACUGGGAGAAGAGGCUCAUCCGACCCCCCGAGGAGCCUCCCAGAGAGUUUAAGGUGUGGAAGACGAAUGCAGUUCCUCCUCCGGAAUCCUACAAGAUAGAGGAAAAGAAGGGGCCGCCCCCUGAGUUGGACAUGGCUAUAAAAUGGUCCAGUAUGUACCAAGACAACGGAGAUGAUGCUCCUCAACAGGUGAACAAGGUUACGUUUCUUCCGGAUGAAGAGAACCCUGAUGACUCUCCCGACGAAGAGGAUGAGCCAACUUCAGCAAAGAAGCGAAAGGUCUCCUAG